Lodderomyces pseudojiufengensis is the source of this 402-nucleotide messenger RNA. RefSeq lists its product as uncharacterized. The record is from RefSeq and is a predicted model, not a curated record. The coding region runs from base 1 to 402 and encodes 133 amino acids. NCBI's taxonomy places the organism in Eukaryota, Fungi, Ascomycota, Pichiomycetes, Serinales, Debaryomycetaceae. The transcript has a single exon.
AUGGUUACUCAAAGAAUACUUAAUAUAUCAAAUUUAAAAACUGCUUCAAGACAUUGGAUACCAAUAAAGCAAACUUUAAACAAAUCAUCAUCAACAAAAAAUUUAAUAAAUCAUAACCACAUAUCAAUAUCAAAUAUAUCAACAAAAUCAUCAUCAUCACCACUUACAUCAAAUAAUCAUAUAAUUUUAUCAAAACAAUUUUAUUCAUCAAAAAUAAGAUGUAUAAAUUAUAAUAAUUUAAAUGAUUCUACUUCAUUAGUUUCAAAUGAUGAUGUUUUUAAUACUUCAAAUAAUUCAAAUACAACCACCUCCAAUAGUUCUUCAGAAGAUAAUGAAAUAUUUGAACCAACUAUUAAUUCUUCUGAAGAUAUUUUUACUGCUGGUCCAGUUAAUAGAGCUUAG